Molecule: messenger RNA, 3691 nt
Organism: Helicoverpa zea (corn earworm)
Lineage: Eukaryota; Metazoa; Arthropoda; Insecta; Lepidoptera; Noctuidae
Product: roundabout homolog 2-like
Exons: 15
Coding region: 243-3179 (978 amino acids)
Biological process (GO): homophilic cell-cell adhesion; dendrite self-avoidance; axon guidance
Cellular component (GO): plasma membrane; axon
Molecular function (GO): cell-cell adhesion mediator activity
Source: RefSeq, a predicted model, not a curated record
CGCAAGACUCGUAGCCGCAUGGUCGUGCGAAGCGCCCGAGCCCGAGCCCGAGCUUCGAACGCGAUGCCGACUUUGUUUACCGAACUUUUUAUUCAAAUAAAAUGACAUUUUGAAUUUCGAAUUCCAAACGCAUGGAGAUUACAGUAUGCUAGUGAAAAAAAUAAAUAGUGGAACUUCUUUAGUGAAAUUGUAAACAUGUAAAUUAUCGAUGGUGUGAAAAUUAAUCAUAAUUUGGUGGCAGUAUGGUGGAUGCUGGUGUUAAUGAGUGCGAUAACACCAUAAAUGGGAGGAACCAAUUUGUGUUUCUUGUAUUUGUGCAUUUACUUCUCAUUGGACUGAAUGGAACUAAUGCACAGAACAGAGCGCCCCGCAUCAAGGAGCACCCGUCUAACACAGUGUCAGGGCGCAGUGAGCCCGCGACCUUGCGAUGUGUAGUCGAAGGCAGACCGAAGCCCUAUGUGCAGUGGUACAAAGAUGGAUCGCCGCUACCACAAGCAGAGGACGGCCAUAGAGUGCUUUUAGAAGACGGAUUGUUAUUUUUAAGGGUGAACCGGGGUAAGAAGGAAAGCGACGAGGGUGUAUACUGGUGCGUCGCACGCAAUGUCGCUGGCGAGGCCGUCAGUCACAAUGCCUCGCUUAACGUCGCAGUUCUUCGAGACGAAUUCCGUGCUGAGCCAAGAGAUGUCCAUGUAGCGGCAGGUGAACCAGCUCUAUUGGAGUGUUCACCACCUCGCGGUGUUCCAGAACCUUCUGUACAUUGGCUCAAAGAUGGACAGUUGUACGACGUUGAAGUUAACGGCAGGGUAACAGUAACAGAUACAGGAAGCUUAAAGAUCUUAGAAACACUACCGACAGACAGCGGUCUGUUCCGAUGUGUAGCAUCAAACAUAGCCGGUGAAAGGCAGUCGCGAGCCGCGGCACUAAUUGUUCUCAGACGACCACACUUCGUUGUUAAACCUAGUAACGUAACCGCCCUGGUUGGGCAAACUGUCGAGUUCAACUGUCAGAGUUAUGAUGCAAGCGUAAAAAUAACAUGGGUCAAAGAAGACGGCUCGUUGCCCUCCCAUGCCACAGUUAUCCGAGGGCUAUUAAGACUGGAGCAUGUGUCGGCUAUGGACGCCGGCGUCUAUUCGUGCCGGGCCGACAGCCACGCCGGCACCAGUAUCACCAGCGCUACACUCACAGUUUACUCCUUACCGCACUUCACGCAAAUACCGUCCAAUCUGACCGCAUGGGAGGGCGAUGUGGUUUCCAUUCCAUGUGAAGCUAAAGGCUUACCUACACCGACCACUUUUUGGAUUCUCGAAGGAACUCAAGAUUCUUUGCUUUUCCCGGAAUGCACGAAAAGUAAUACGAGCUUAUUAUAUUUGGACGGGGCGCGCUCUGAACAUAGUGGGAGAGUGAUUUGCACAGCUGUCAACGCAGCUGGCAGUAUUAUGCAAGAGGCUUAUCUUAAAGUACUAAAAAAACGAAACAAUGAUCUAAAAGAACCUUCUUUGGAUCGUGAAUACAGUGUAGAUUAUGAACGUGAGACGCAUAUGACGCAAUACGAACUAGUUCAAGCGAGGAAAUAUUUGCAACAAAAUGUGUUAGUUCUAAAAAGGAUAGAGGCAUUAUCUUCCACAUCUUUAAAAGUUGUUUGGGAUGUACUGACCGACUACAAUGAAUAUUUGGAAGGUGUAAAAAUUUGGUACAAUGGAACAACACUGAAUUGGCGCAAUGCAACUGAUGAAGAAAUUAUUUUAUUGAAUCCGGCUCAUCCAGACGUCCUGUGCUCAAACGGCUCUCUGAUGAACGUUGACAAUAGUGGUUCAUCGAGCUAUACCCUAACAGGAUUGAUGGCAUACACACAAUACGAUAUAUUCCUGAUGCCGUUCUACAAGAUGUUGUUAGGGAAACCUUCGAAUUUAAUGACGGGGUACACGGACGAAGAUGUGCCUUCGGCGCCGCCCCAAAGCGUUACGGCGGGCGUAAUAAACGCAACUUCGGCGUGGAUACGAUGGGAACCGCCACCUGUGAGCACGUGGAACGGUGAACUUACAGGCUACUUGAUCGAGAUCCGUGUGGGCGGUAGUACUGGCGGUCGCGUAGUCGGUCAGAUGUCACUGGGCGCUCGAACACGGGCUGCCGUGGCUAGCUCACUGCGGGCUGGCGGCCGGUACAGCGCACGCGCCGCCGCUGUCACACGGCGCGGACACGGCCCCUUCAGCGCGCCCGCGCACAUACACAUGCUGCCCACACAGUCGCAGAGACAUUAUGUGCAGACUGAACCACCAAAAGAUUCCAACAUAACGCACAUAUUUCAAGAAACUUGGCUCCUAGCUCUCGGACUAACAUUGUUCUCCGUAAUCGCUAUCGGCGUAUUCAGCGUUUAUUACAUCAAGCGCCGAAACAAUAUUCAGAGGAAGAAAUCCACUGGUCAGUCAAUUGUGACGGCUCAACAGUGCCUAUUGAAUAAAGACACUAUCUGGUUAAGAGACCGGCCUGUUUUCGCCGCCCCGACCGAUCCCACUUUAGACGUAAGCAGCUGUCACCAGAGUCUUCUUCACGGUGGGCAAUCAACGAGCAUUCUAAGUGUCGAGCCGGAGUACAGUCUGCCUCAGAAUUCCAUUCAAGGAUUAGACGCUUCGAGUGUCGACAGAAUGCGGCGCGGACCACCGGAACCUUACGCGUCCAGCGCCAUUUACACUGAACUCAAUUUCAAGGACAAUAACGACAUCGGAGAUCUGAGAAAUUGUCCAGAAAGACGAUCCCACAACAAUAGCAUUGUUAGAUCGUGCAAUGGAAGCAUUCAGUACUCGAACGGGGAAUGUUCGACGUGUUGCCAUAGCACGUCCAGCAGAUCAACUAAAGACUAUAGAGAGCCGAGACAUGAGAACGCACAUAAUGACAUUAAUGUCCUAGAGGACGACUGCGCCUCUUGUCAUACAAAUAGGUCCGGAUCAAGGAGUCGACAAGACAAAAGCAAAGUGUGUCCGGCGAGUGAUUUAGAGUACGACUAUCCACAGUGGCACUGGCUGGGCAGGGAGAACAGUUUCAAAAUUCCCAUUCAGACGAGUAGACAUUCGAAUGUAGCGAGGUCGGAGCAGGGCUGUCAAAUAAAUCUGUGUGAUAUACUGCCGCCACCACCGUAUGAGAGUCCAGAAAACAAGACCGUGUAUGGAACCCCAAAUAAUUGACGUGUAUACCUUUUUGGAAGAGGAAAACAAAGCAAUAAUCAACAUUAUCUUUUCAAAUUUUAAGGAUAAGUUACGUGAAAAUUUGGAAGUUGUUAGUGAUGUUCAUAAUGUGGAACUGAAAAAUUAAGAUGGUAUUAGGUGUAGGUAGAUAAUGUAUAACUUAAUAUUCGUCAGACAAGAUCAUAACCAUUGUAGUUUAGCCAUAGUAGUGCUUGUAAUAUGUAGAUACCGAACUUUUGAUAUUUGUAUCUCGUAAUUUAUUCCUAAUCUAUAUUCUAGUCACAGUACAUAGGACUAGUUUUGCCAUUGGUAUACACUGUACUUUCUAUAAGCUAACCUUUUGUACCGAUACUCCACGUUUUGAGGUUGUUAACAUUUUUACUGUGAACGUAGAUUACUAAUUGAAGCCCUGCAUUUCACUGCCAUAUACCUUUAGGAUUUUCUAGAAUAUUAGUUAUAUAAUCUUUGACUGUGAUAUUUAUAUUAAAUUUGUGUAUUAGAAAUAAAUGUAA